Molecule: messenger RNA, 1651 nt
Organism: Triticum dicoccoides
Lineage: Eukaryota; Viridiplantae; Streptophyta; Magnoliopsida; Poales; Poaceae
Exons: 2
Coding region: 163-774 (203 amino acids)
Source: RefSeq, a predicted model, not a curated record
UUCUCCUUCCUUCGCUCGAUCCCCAAAUCAAAUCGCUGUCCUCCUCCACCCAACCCCAACCCUAACCCUAACCCUAGCCGAGCCGCGCCGCCACCAUCGAUCCCCAAAUCCCUAAUCUCCCUCCACCAGACCCAGACAGACCCCAAUCCAAAGCUAGCCGCCAUGGCCCCUCCGAUGGUUCUCCUCGACCGCGAGAUUGAGUUCCGCCCCGACCCCGACCUGCGGGGAUUCUGGGGCGAUAGAGGGCCACAAACCCGCGAUGCCAUGACCAUGAGCGAUCAAGUCAUGGAGUACCUGCGGACCUUCAAGGCCCGCGCGGUCGUCCACGAUCCGCCGAAACCCUCCUUCCUCGACAUACUGGUGCCGCCGCUAUCCGACCCGCUCCCGCCGCCAUACAUGGGCCUGGACUCGGGCCGCAUCUCCAGCACGGACAAGAACCUGGUCGCCCUUUACGCCGGCGGGUACCGCCCAGGCUCUAGUUUGCCCGGAGGCUAUCUCAUCUACGACGCCUGCAACGACUCCCUCUCCGUCAUCCCCCGGCUCCCCGACGACGACUCCCAGAAAGCCUUGGGGCACCCAGAAAGCCUUGGGGCACCAGUCGGCAGUCGUCAUGUGCGACUCCCAAGGCCAAGGGGACGGCUACCUUCUCGCCGAGCUCGUGGUUCCAGGACUGUCCCGAGCCGAGGUCUGGCUGUGGAAGUCAUCCGCCUCAGAAUGGGCCUUGCUGUCCGGGAGCCAUCCCCUUCCAUCCAGAUCCAGCAGCUUCUCCGUUGACUCGUGCUUCUCUUAUCGGGGCUCUACCCUUUGCUGGGUGGAUCUCUUCCAGGGCAUCUUGCUCUGUCAUCUCAACCAAGACUACUGCAACAGCAAGUUCAGCUUUAUUCACUUGCCACCAGAUUGUCCAACCUAUGAUGUGGACAACCCCGACUAUCCAGACAGCGCCCGCUCAGAGGAGUCCCGUUCUGUCGCCUGUGUUUGUGACCACAUCAAGCUCAUCGCCUUGGAUGAAUGUGGAUUGGAACUCAUCGUCUGGACUCAGUCGCCUCAACUCUCAGGCUGGACCAGAACCUCCAAGUACAAUGUUGAACAAAUCUGGGCAAACGUCAACUACAUGUCUGCUGGUUUGACCAAGCUUGCUCUGUCGCUCCCUGUCCUGAGCAUCCAUCAAGACGAUGUUGUCUUCUUAGUCGUAAAUGAUGACUUGGUGGUGGACCGUUGACUAGUGCGUGAAAUCCAGUAUUUGCUUCGUGUCGACAUGAAGAAUAACCAUGUCCAGGUCUAUCCACAGCCUACAUGGUCUAUUUAUUCCCAGCUCUUGGCCAGUGAGUUCAGUGUGUACCGACGACAGGAUCACCCGAGAGAUAGAAGCAAGCGAGUUUGGUCAAAGUGGAAAGAGGAUGAAGAUUUGAGAUGUUGGUAACAUGACAUGUGGAACCGCCACUUAGGUCCACCACUGGAGACAUUUAAUGUUGUCAUUAUCAGAUGUUAGUAGUUAUAAACUGAAUGGUGGGUACUUUUGUGUUUUUACUCAUGGCUUUAUGUCUCCUGAGUGGCUUGUUUUAGAUUUGUAAUAACUGGUAAUGGCAUGUUUAUUGUUGAGAUUGUGUUGAUUCUGGCUACAUGCAUCAUUGUCAUUUUCCUGCGGGAAUCC